Centruroides sculpturatus (bark scorpion) is the source of this 822-nucleotide messenger RNA. RefSeq lists its product as uncharacterized. The record is from RefSeq and is a predicted model, not a curated record. NCBI's taxonomy places the organism in Eukaryota, Metazoa, Arthropoda, Arachnida, Scorpiones, Buthidae. The transcript has 2 exons. The coding region runs from base 1 to 822 and encodes 273 amino acids.
AUGGGAAGCCCAAUUUCGGGGCUUCUAUGCGACCUUGUGGUUAGAAAAUUGGAAGAAAAAGUAUUGCGAAGCUUUGAAAGAGAAAUCGUUUUCUACAAGAGAUAUGUGGAUGAUUUAUUUAUAAUAUGGAGGAAUAAUCGAGAAAUUACUAGCUUCAUAGAUAGAAUCAACGAUAACGAGGAAGGCCUCAGCCUGAAGCUAGAGCAGAAAAGUUCCAUGAUGGUACAUUUCUUAGAUAUUAAUAUCAUCUUUAGCAAAGGGCAUGUAUCCACCGGCGUGUACAUAAAACCAACACAUAGCCCACUAUACAUCCCUGCUAAGUCCAAUGACCCCUAUCGUUACAAAAUGGCAGCAUUUCGUGCCUUGGUUAGAAGGGCUUUUCUAUACUGCGACAACAUUAUAGACCGGGUUACUGAGAUCGAAAGGAUCAUACAGUUAGCAGAAGCCUUAGGAUAUAAGAGAAAUAUUAUAACGGGUAUUGUUAAAAAAUUUGAGAAGAAUAAUGAUAAAGUCUCCAGACAAGGUCCAUCUAAGUACACAAAAUUUACAUUCAACAAAUAUUUAGGAGGAAUUAUGAAGGAAAUUGCAAGCGUUAAAGAUUCAACGAUGGCGCAGGCCCAAGGAUCCCUGGUUGGAUGGGAGGAAGCGGAAGUCGUGAGACAAGUACACUCACCAACUUUGGCGAGGACGGCCGAAAAAAUGGAGAUAUACAGGAGCAAACUUAAAGACGGAUGCAUUAAUGCUAGGGAUGCGGAAGGUCUUCCCUCGGCUUGGAAAUUUGCCGUUAAAAAGCUUACAAGUAGCGCAUCAACUGAAAUAUGA